Molecule: messenger RNA, 1216 nt
Organism: Mya arenaria
Lineage: Eukaryota; Metazoa; Mollusca; Bivalvia; Myida; Myidae
Product: angiopoietin-related protein 7-like
Exons: 3
Coding region: 50-730 (226 amino acids)
Source: RefSeq, a predicted model, not a curated record
AAUACACCCAUUUGAGAUGUCUUCCUCUUAAAUCUUUUAAACUGAACUCAUGUGGAUUAUGAUGUUUGUGAAUGGCGGUAUAUUACUGCUGAUAGCAGGGGCGUGUGCGGCGCAAUCAUGUGUAGUUAACGUUGGGUCUGAGACAGUGACACAAAGUACUCACUUAUCUAGAGUUGAAAGUGUUGAAAGGCGGGUUACCAACAUUGAAGAAGAAUUGGAACGUUUGAAAGGCUCUGGCAAUGAGGAAACCACUGAUUCUUGUGAAAAAUCUAUUUUAACAGGCUGCGAUGCCAUCUACAAAAGUGGAAAACGAGAAGAUGGUAUCUACACCAUCUCCCCGGACGACCGAUGUCCGUUUGACGUCUUCUGUGACAUGACAAACGGUGGAUGGACAGUCAUACAGAAACGAUUUGAUGGAAGUGUCGAUUUCUACCGACCUUGGACGUCCUACGUCAAUGGUUUCGGUAACCUCUCCGGAGAACACUGGCUUGGGCUUGAGAAGAUUCACCGGCUUUCGUCCCAGCCCGUCGAGAUAUAUUUCAACAUGACCAGAACCGCUGAUCAGCGCAUCGAUUACGCGCAUUACACGUACUUCACUGUUCAAGAUGCUAAGACAAAGUACACAAUGUGGACAAACAGUGAUGGGUAUGAAGGAACACUUUCAAACACAUUAUUUACAUAUCACAACGGUAUGAUGUUCAGCACAUAUGACCAAGACCAUGAUGGAUAGCCUACAAUUAAUUGCGCAGAUCACCACCAUGGAGCUUGGUGGUUUCAAGAAUGCUUCAUGCUUGGAAACACAAACGGACAAUUUGGUGUAAGCGAUAGUACAGGAAUGGUCUUUUAUGACGGAAGUUAUAUCGCCCUCUCGAAAAGCACAAUUAAGAUCAAAAUGGCAGACGAGGAGUGAGAAGGAUCUCUCAUGGACUGAAAUAGAAUACCAAAUACUUGUUGAUUAAAAAACCCCAUAAAGUUUGAAAACUCUUAACAUUUCUAAACCAGUGUUCUCGUUCUAGAAAUGUUCUAAAUAUUAAUUGCAUUGGUCACGGUUCAUGUUAUAUCUGUUUAAUUUUUAUUAUGUGCAUGUACUUACCAACACGAUGCAUUUGUAUAAUAAUAAAUAUUUUAUUUAUUAUUUUAUUAUAUUUCUGCCUUUUAUUAUCUUUGACAUAAAACAGACGUAUGGUUAACUUUCUAUUAAGUGUAUUAAAUAGCU